AUGAAGAUCCUUGAAGAAUUUGGCUGGACAGUCCUGGGGCCCGUGACCCUGGCGUACUCCCAAGAAAUGCUGAAGGUCGAGGUGUGGACGCUCACUUACUGGAACUUCAUGUACCACAACAAGCACAUGUUCAAGGACAAAGUGGUGCUGGAUGUCGGGAGCGGUACUGGGAUCCUGUCCAUAUUUGCUGCCAAAGCAGGGGCCAAGAAGAUUGAAUGCUCCAGUAUUUCUGACUACUCAGAGAAGAUCAUUAAGGCCAACAACUUGGACAACAUCCGGGGAGGAGGCAGCACUCCCCAUGGCACUGUAGAGCAAGUCCCCGUGCAGCUCCGGGAAGAUGACAGGGGCAGCGGGGUCCGGAGCCACCGGCAGCACCGCAUCCUUGCAGCUCGGCUGCGCAGCCAGGAUGUUGUCGAUGCUGAACAUGCUGGAAAGGAGGCUCCCUUUUUUCGCCCUCAGGUGAGCAGUACCCCCUCUCAGCCCCCUCAGCCUGUGAUCCCAUCCAAGCCUGUGCAAUGUGUCCAUCAUGUGUCCACUCAACCCAGCUGUCCAGGACGGGGCAAGAUGUCCAAGCUGCUGAACCCAGAGGAGAUGACCUCAAGAGAUUAUUACUUCGACUCCUAUGCCCACUUUGGGAUCCACGAGGAAAUGCUGAAGGAUGAGGUGCGGACGCUCACUUACCGGAACUCCAUGUACCACAACAAGCACGUGUUCAAGGACAAAGUGGUGCUGGACGUCGGGAGCGGUACCGGGAUCCUCUCCAUGUUUGCUGCCAAAGCAGGGGCCAAGAAGGUGUUUGGGAUUGAAUGCUCCAGUAUUUCUGACUACUCAGAGAAGAUCAUUAAGGCCAACCACUUGGACAACAUUAUCACCAUAUUUAAGGGUAAAGUGGAAGAGGUGGAGCUGCCUGUGGAGAAGGUAGACAUCAUCAUCAGCGAGUGGAUGGGCUACUGCCUCUUCUAUGAGUCAAUGCUCAACACGGUCAUCUUUGCCAGGGACAAAUGGCUGAAACCUGGAGGGCUUAUGUUUCCAGACCGGGCAGCUUUGUACGUGGUAGCAAUUGAAGACAGACAGUACAAGGACUUCAAAAUCCACUGGUGGGAGAAUGUCUAUGGCUUUGACAUGAGCUGCAUCCGGGACGUUGCCAUGAAGGAGCCCCUGGUGGACAUCGUGGACCCAAAGCAAGUGGUGACCAAUGCCUGUUUAAUAAAGGAGGUGGACAUUUACACAGUCAAGACGGAAGAGCUGUCGUUCACAUCUGCCUUCUGCCUGCAGAUCCAGCGCAAUGACUACAUCCACGCCCUGGUCACCUAUUUUAAUAUUGAAUUUACCAAGUGCCACAAGAAAAUGGGGUUUUCUACAGCCCCUGAUGCCCCCUACACCCACUGGAAGCAGACUGUCUUCUACCUGGAAGAUUACCUCACCGUCCGGAGGGGGGAAGAGCUCUAUGGGUCCAUCUCCAUGAAGCCAAAUGCCAAAAAUGUGCGAGACCUUGAUUUCACAGUAGACUUGGAUUUCAAAGGACAGCUGUGUGAAACAUCUGUAUCUAAUGACUACAAAAUGCGUUAGCACACGUGGGAAGCUGCAGCGAGCGAGCGAGAAAAACUCACCUCGAUCUGCGGCACUGUGACAAGAAUACUGUUUGCAGGACUAUUCACUCGAAAACCAGAGUUUUAAAUUCUGCCUUGAAGAUUGGGGAACUCGCCAGGGCUCAGGUGGCCCUGACACUGGAAAGAUGACCUCCAGCUGCUCAGCUCUGCUCUGUGAGCCUUUCACAAUGUCUUUGCUGUCGCUGACCACGAGCGACCUCCAGUGCCGCUGCUGGGCCCGGGGACAGAUGCUCCCAUGUAUACCCAUUGUCCUUUACUGUGACUCUCCGAUCUCCAGGUUCUGCAUGCUGCAGGCAUCUAGGGCAGAGGCUUCAUUAGAACCUGGAGGCUAGUGUCUUUGAUAGAAUAAGCCAGAUCCUGUCUGUGCGAUGGUGUGUGCGUGCCUGCGCACGGACAGCAUAUACAGUUGCUUACUUACCCACAACACUGUAUAUGCAUGCAUAUGCAACCACUGGGUGCACCCAAGUGUCCAUCCAGGGCGUGUGUGCACGUGCGCGCGUAGAAUAUCUAUUACUCCCAGAGGAGAUUUUGUUGCUUUGGAAUAGGACUUUGUUUUGUGAUUAGCUCUCCCCUCCCCUCCCCCUGACCAGAUGUGAGCAGCUAUGAAACAUUCUCUGUACUAGCUUUGAUCUCCUUUUGACUAGACCGUGGCUCCGAACCCUGGAGCAUAGUACCACACACUCUGUGGGAGCUCAAUAAAGGCACACGAGAGUGCAGCAA
This is a messenger RNA of Pipistrellus kuhlii (Kuhl's pipistrelle), 2330 nucleotides long. RefSeq names its product protein arginine methyltransferase 8 (gene PRMT8). Gene Ontology annotation, cellular component: plasma membrane. The record is from RefSeq and is a predicted model, not a curated record. Gene Ontology annotation, biological process: peptidyl-arginine methylation. Gene Ontology annotation, molecular function: protein-arginine N-methyltransferase activity. The coding region runs from base 1 to 1569 and encodes 522 amino acids. Lineage: Eukaryota; Metazoa; Chordata; Mammalia; Chiroptera; Vespertilionidae. The transcript is spliced from 14 exons.